AUGUCAAACGCUCCAAAAGUGAUACUAAUCUUUGGUGGUCUGGGUUUAUUGAUAGGUGGGAUUCUAUCGUUGAUCUUCACUUCAUUGUACCCAGUUAGAAACACUGAGUAUGUGAAUGUUGACAAAAGUUCAGCACUCUUUGCACUUAUAACUCCUGACGCCAUUAAAAUCGAAAUGGUGUGUUAUGGUGUGUUAGCUAUAUGUUUUGGAUUUAUUGGGAUCUUAGUUGGAACAUCAAAUUCAUUUGGACUGAAAGUAACCGCAUCUAUCCUUCUCAGUUUUUUCAUUGUUGGUGCACUUAUUGAAACUCUCACUUUUGGGUCAACAUUCUUCUUUUUCAAUACAAGAAAUGAUUAUAAUGUACAAAAGCAGUUAGAUACAAUUGAGAUCGCGUUUGGAUGUUGUGGGUGGUAUACUCUUCGUGAUUAUCCUCCGUGUCAAUCUUCAAUAGGGUCUCAAGCAAAUUACACGUGUUAUAUGAAAACAAGGAAUAUAACGCACACUUCACUUAUAAAUUUCAUAUUUGGAGCUUUCUUCUUAUUCAUUGGUAUCAUUCUCAUUAUCACGACAGCAAUUCGAUUGUUCGAAAUAAACGAGUUGAUACCUUACAAUGAAAUAGAAUAUGGGGAUGAUGAUGACUAUGAAGAUGAGGAUGUUAAAGAUGUGAUAAACUAA
Messenger RNA from Entamoeba invadens IP1, 675 nucleotides. RefSeq lists its product as hypothetical. The record is from RefSeq and is a predicted model, not a curated record. Bases 1 to 675 code for a protein of 224 amino acids. Lineage: Eukaryota; Evosea; Mastigamoebida; Endamoebidae. The transcript is spliced from 2 exons. Gene Ontology annotation, cellular component: membrane.